Molecule: messenger RNA, 468 nt
Organism: Staurois parvus
Lineage: Eukaryota; Metazoa; Chordata; Amphibia; Anura; Ranidae
Source: the annotation of a GenBank genome assembly
CAGGUCGUCGGGCCCCCGGCGGAGCGGCGGGCUCGCGGACCCCCCAGGCAGAGCGAUCAGGUCUCGGGCCCCAGGCGCGAGCGGACGGGCGCCGGACCCCCAGGGCGGAGCGACAGGUCUUCGGGCCCCCAGCGGAGGAGGCGGGCCGCCAGGACCCCCAGGCGGAGCGACAGGUUUCGGGCCCCCAGGCGGAGCGGCGGGCAACCGAGUCACCAGGCCCAAACCAGUGGGCUCGAGUCAACUGGCAUGACCGCUGGCACUGGGUCAGAUCAUUGGAUCGUCUGGCUUGACAGCGGGCAUCGGGUCACCAGGCAUAGGUCAUUUGGCUCGACAGCGGCACCGCGUCCAUCUGGCAAGGCAGUGGGUCUCCGAGUCAACUGGCAUGACUGCGGGCACUGGGUCAGACAUUGGAUCGUCUGGCUGGACAGCGGGCAUCGGGUCACCAGGCAUCAGGUCAUUUUGGCUCGA